Molecule: messenger RNA, 351 nt
Organism: Protopolystoma xenopodis
Lineage: Eukaryota; Metazoa; Platyhelminthes; Monogenea; Polystomatidea; Polystomatidae
Source: the annotation of a GenBank genome assembly
AUGCUUGGUUUGAUGACUUUGUGGGAUCCUCAUAGGCAAGACUUCGUCCCGUCUGACAGAAUCGAAUGUUCUGUGAACUUGUGUCGGGCCGGCUGGAUCACUCCUUUCGUCAUGCGGCUCGCCUCAGGCAAGGAAUACAGAAAUGAACGGAUCAUACUGACGAGCUUAGACAUGCAAACCAGCAUUAUUGUCUUGGUUCAGCCCGUCGUGCCAUCCUGGCCCUCAUACUUGCGAACUCUCCGCCCUGUUCCUACUCUUUGGGGCCUGAUUGUGAUCGCCUCAUCCGUCAUUCAUCCAUCCUUCAGCCACUCAUUCUGUCCAUUCAUCAUUCUCGACUCACUCCCCCCUACC